AUGACUCAUAUUGAAAACCUGACUCAGCUGAAGGAGUUCCUCAGCGUCUACAACACCCUAACUGAGCGAUGUUUUGGCUCUUGUGUUCGUGAUUUCAGUACAAAUCAGCUUUUACCAGUCGAAGCAAAGUGCACACAGGAAUGUAAGUUCAUUUGUAUUAUGUUUUUGACUUUGUAGGUUAAUUCUCGCUUGUUUCGAGUAUCUUAUACCAUUUUGAUCGCCUUAUUUUGAGGAAAAGUCAACAGGCGUUGGAUUGGCUAAGCGCAAAACAUAUUUCAUCGAGAUUUUGCUGAUAGUUGUACGUUCCAGGUAUUGAUAAACAAAUGCGAGUAAAUCGACGUUUAAUGGUGGUCUUCGCGGAUCUGGCUCCAAAGAUGUUGUUCAAACAACAGGAAGCGAUGCAACAGCAACCUCAGCAAGUUGUCCCUGUUCCUACCCCUCCAGCAGCCGUGGAGAGUGCAAAUUCGACGACCAAAGCAUUACCUGCGGAGACAGUGCAGCAAAAGGUAGCCGAACCACCAGCGAAAACGUGA
Messenger RNA from Bursaphelenchus xylophilus (pine wood nematode), 533 nucleotides. The record is from the annotation of a GenBank genome assembly. NCBI's taxonomy places the organism in Eukaryota, Metazoa, Nematoda, Chromadorea, Rhabditida, Aphelenchoididae.